Messenger RNA from Fusarium tjaetaba, 843 nucleotides. Its product is annotated as alcohol dehydrogenase. Bases 1 to 843 code for a protein of 280 amino acids. Gene Ontology annotation, molecular function: oxidoreductase activity. NCBI's taxonomy places the organism in Eukaryota, Fungi, Ascomycota, Sordariomycetes, Hypocreales, Nectriaceae. The record is from RefSeq and is a predicted model, not a curated record. The transcript is spliced from 2 exons.
AUGGAGCGCUCACAAUCGGAUACACUGCCUCUGGCGAACUCCAUUCAAAUUCCUCAGCUUGGCUUCGGCGUGUACCUAUCCCCACCCGAAGUCUGCACCAAAUCAUGCCUCACUGCACUCGAAGCUGGCUAUCGUCACAUCGAUACGGCGCAAUACUACGCCAAUGAAACAGAGGUCGGACAGGCUGUUCAAAAGUCAAACGUCGAUCGCAAAGAUGUUUUCUUGACUACCAAGAUUCUCGAAGCUGCUGGUUCGGUGGACGCAAGCUAUGCGAAAUGCAUUGAGAGUAUUGAGAAGCUUGAUCCUGAGACCGGUUAUGUCGACCUUUUUCUCAUCCAUAGCCCUAAUAGUGGCACUGCGAAGAGAAAGGAGAUGUGGCAGGCCCUGGAGAGGCUGUAUGAGGAUGGAAAAGCGAAGAGUAUUGGCGUGAGCAACUUUGGCAUCAAGCAUAUCGAAGAGCUGAAGCAAUUCGCCAAAGUCUGGCCUCCACACGUCAAUCAGAUCGAGCUGCAUCCAUGGGCACAGCAGAGAGACGCCGUGGAGUAUUGCGGGAAGAACAACAUCGUGAUAGAAGCCUACGCUCCUCUCGUUCGCAACCAAAAAGCCGAUGACAAGACCCUCAAAAGCAUCGCCUCAAAGCACAACGUCUCGCCCAGUAAAGUGUUAAUCCGAUACUGUCUUCAGAAGAACUGGGUUCCCCUUCCAAAGAGCGAUACGCCCGAGCGCAUCAGAGCUAAUGCUGACGUUUUUGGGUUUGAUCUGGAUGACAAGGAUAUGAAGGCACUGGAUGACCUGGACGAGGGCGCUGCGGGUGCAAUUGUGCAGGCGGUGGAUAAUUAUUGA